Rhipicephalus sanguineus (brown dog tick) is the source of this 1345-nucleotide messenger RNA. RefSeq names its product beta-1,3-galactosyltransferase 5. The record is from RefSeq and is a predicted model, not a curated record. NCBI's taxonomy places the organism in Eukaryota, Metazoa, Arthropoda, Arachnida, Ixodida, Ixodidae. Gene Ontology annotation, cellular component: membrane. Gene Ontology annotation, molecular function: hexosyltransferase activity. The transcript has 3 exons. Bases 33 to 1124 code for a protein of 363 amino acids.
GGUCGGUCUCGAUGCAUGAAUGACGCCACGAAAUGCCACAAUGUUGCUGUGCCUCUGGCAAGAGGACAAAGUGCAACUGGGUAUGGACUCUCAGCUGCACCUGUUCGCUGGCGGCCGUCGUCAUGACGGUGGUCAUUUACUUCCGAGACCGACGCGUGAGCGGCGAGGUGUACCCGGGCUACGCGGUUGAAAGCUCCGCUUUCAAUGCGCCAUUCCGGUGGUCCCGUAAUGGCGCCUACCGGAUGGCACCGGCAUCCGCCAAACUGCUCAUUCAGCCGCCCGAAGGCGCCUGUGCCAAGGCGUUUGGUGGAGACAACAGCAGCGCCCCUCAGGAGAGCUUCCUUGUGGUUGUGCACUCGGCGCCGCACCACUUCGAGCACAGGUCCGCCAUAAGAGCGACGUGGGGCAGGGAUGCCAGCAUUCCUUUACACAGUGGCGAUGUCAGUGGGGACGCCCUCGUACUAUUCGCCAUGGGCAGGCCCAGCUCCUCACCGCUUCAGCACCAGACACAGGUCAAAAUAGCCACAGAAGCGGCUUUGCACCAAGACAUUGUCCAGGGUUCCUUCCCUGGCACCUUCAGCGCUUCUCUGCCGCUCAACGCCAUCAUGCUCAAGUGGGCGUUUCUGGCAUGUCCGCAAGCGAGCUACGUCGUCAAGGUUUCCGACGACUCCUUCGUAAACAUGCGACGGCUACGUGAGACCCUCGGAGCCGCGCAACUUCGUACCUCUGUCGUCUACGCCCACAUCUACCGCAAACCUUCUGUGUGGAACGGCCACAAGCUGACAUUCAUUAGGGACAACAUCUGCGUAGCUUGCGGCUAUGCAAUGAGCGGCGAUGCGGUGCCCCAGCUCCUGAACCGGUCCACACACGGGGGCUUCACCAGCGUCGAACACCUCUUCUGGAGCGCCGCUCAGGACCGCGUCGCACCUCUAAGGCUCGUGAACGUGCAGGCGUUCUCCACCACUCGUGGUGCGGGCUCGAGCAAUUUUCCGUGUGGUGUAAGGGACGCCAUAGCGAGCCACCACUUGAGCGCGGACGACAUGCACGAGGCGUGGAAGGUGCUGCACAAUGGCACAGCGCCGCGCGUCGAUAAACGCACUGAAUCGGAACUACGCGAUUCGUAGCGUCGUGCGAUACUUCAGAAUACUAGCUUCGGCGCUACACUACAGAACGGCAUUGUCGUUCCGUAUAGCCUGGUAUUCACAGGCAACAUUCAGUAGUUUUUUCAAAUCACAGCGCUGCUAUAUUUAAUGAACCUGCGAAACAAAAGAAAAAGCAGCCCAGUCAUAGAAUGGCAUGUAUUACGUUUCUCAUUCGAUGCAAAGGAGAGUAAAAUUAUACCCGU